This is a messenger RNA of Thalassophryne amazonica, 3412 nucleotides long. RefSeq names its product F-BAR and double SH3 domains protein 2-like. The record is from RefSeq and is a predicted model, not a curated record. The transcript is spliced from 22 exons. NCBI's taxonomy places the organism in Eukaryota, Metazoa, Chordata, Actinopteri, Batrachoidiformes, Batrachoididae. Gene Ontology annotation, molecular function: protein binding. Gene Ontology annotation, cellular component: neuromuscular junction; recycling endosome. Bases 342 to 2738 code for a protein of 798 amino acids. Gene Ontology annotation, biological process: neuromuscular synaptic transmission; regulation of actin filament polymerization.
AUCACCGCAUGGGGGCGGCGGUGAGCCGAGCAGCUUUUGGGAUUCCCCGUUAACGCGCCCCCUUCUGCUCCGCUGCUUCACAACACAGUACAGUACAGUACAGUACGGUCCACUACAAGUGCGUUCAGGCUCUCGUCGGAGCGUCUGCUUCUGCUGUGGAGCUGCAAGCGAGCCAUUUAUCCAUCAGUCAUGGCCGCCGGAGUCCAAAUGUGAGUCCCUGGCGUGCGGACGCGGGGAUUCGAUCCGGACAGAACAAUCUCAGCCCCGCAACCAUUUGGAUUUCCUUUUUGGAAUUACAACACAUCUCACAAGGGAAAUACCAUUCAUGUCAAUCCUCCAACAUGCAGCCGCCGCCGAGGAAGGUCAAAGUGACACAGGAGCUGAGAAACACGCACACAGAGCAGAUGACAAGACUGCACUUUAAGCAUCAGUCUGAAUGUGAGCUGCUGGAGGACAUGAGGACUUACAGUCUCAAGAAAGGUCAGCUGGAAAGGGACUAUGCACAGGCUCUGCAAAAACUAGCCAGUCAGUACCUAAAGAGAGACUGGCCUGGAAUUAACCCAGAUGACCAGAGAACAGACUACAGGAACGUGUAUGCAGUGUGGAGGUCUUACUUAGAAGGAACAGUGCAGGUGAGCCAGUCCAGGCUCAACGUCUGUGACAACUACAAGACUCAGAUAUCAGAACCCGCCAAGACCGUACGACUCUACAAGGAGCAGCAACUCAAAAAGACGAUUGACCAGUUGUGUGGCAUUCAGGCAGAGCUGCAGGAGUCAGUGAAGGAGUUGGCCAAAGCCAAGAAAAAAUACUACGACUCUGAGCAGGUUGCCCACGCUGUACGAGAGAAGGCUGAUAUAGAAGCCAAGUCUAAACUGGGUCUUUUUCAGUCAAGAAUUAGUUUACAGAAAGCUAGCGUAAAGUUGAAAGCGAAGAGAAGUGACUGCAACUCGAAGGCAACACAGGCCAGGAAUGAGUACUUGCUAACGCUCGCUGCUGCCAACGCUCACCAUGACCGUUACUACCACACAGACCUACUGCACUGCAUACAGGCCUUGGAUGGGAGGAUCUUCGAACAUGUGAAAGACUACCUGGUGGCGUUGUGUCGUACCGAGUUGGAAGCCUCCCAGGCAUCACACAACACCUUUCAGUUCCUGCUGGACAAAUCCACCAGGAUAAUACAAGAGUUCAACCAGCAGCUGUUCAUGCAGGAGAACCCAGUGUUUCAUAAAGCACAGGAUUUCCAGUUCCAGCCCAGCGAAUUUGACACGACUCUGAGCUCGGUGCAGCAGUUGGUGGACAUUGAACCAUCGCCGGUCAGUGCCAUGAGAAUGACCCUGGCACAGAGUCGUCAGCUGGAGUCAGAAACGGGGACGACGGAGGAGCACAGUUUAAACAAGGAGGCCAGGAAAUGGGCAACCAGAGUGGCCAGAGAACAUAAGAAUAUCAUACACUACAAGAGAGUAAGGCGUUCACACGCAUGCUCUCUGGAGGAGUGUGAGAGUCACGGUUUACCCCCCACGGAGCAGACCCGAGCAGAUCUGGAGUUGAGGAUUGAGGACACCAAAGAAAACAUACGCAAAGCUGAGACCAUAAAGUUGAAAGCUGAAGCUCGCCUGGACCUCCUGCGACAAGUUGGGGUUUCUGUGGAUACUUGGCUCAAGAGCGCCAUGAACCAGGUGAUGGAGGAGCUCGAGAAUGAACGUUGGGCCAGCUUCACUUCCCACGAUCCCUCACUGGCGGGUGCAGUGGACUUGGAGCGCGAGGAAGGUGAUGAGGGUGAAGAGAACAUGGAGGUAUUUGAUGACAGCAGCUCCAGUCCUUCUGGAACCCUCCGGAACUACCCCCUAACCUGCAAGGUCCUCUAUUCGUACAAGGCAUCCCAGCCAGAUGAGUUGACGAUAGAUGAACAGGAGAUGUUAGAGGUCAUUGAGGAUGGAGACAUGGAGGACUGGGUCAAGGCUCGCAACAAGACAGGUCAGGUGGGUUACGUCCCAGAGAAAUACCUGCAUUUCCCUACAUCAAACAGUCUGCUGAGCAUGCUCCAGUCUCUGGCCACGCUUGACGCUCGGUCACACACCUCGUCCAAUUCAACUGAGCCAGAGCUGCACUUGGGCUGCAUCAACGGAGACGCAAAUAUGGUGUACGUCCGUGCACUUUAUGAUUACGAGGGCCAGGCGGAUGAGGAACUCUCCUUUUCAGAGGGAGCAGUGAUCCGGCUGUUGAACCGCGACACGCAGACGGAUGAUGGUUUUUGGGAAGGGGAGCUGAACGGACGAGUCGGCGUCUUCCCCUCCGUGCUGGUAGAAGAUCUGACUGAGAACGGAGAGACCAGUGGAGGCGGGCCAGCAGACAUACAUAUCUCUCCAUCUUUGAAGAUGCCGUCUUCUCUUCCACCUCUUCCACUGUAUGACCAACCUCCCAUCAGCCCUUUCACCAGCCCAGAAACCUCUACCCCACCUCCUCUUCCGCGUUCACCCUCUGCUGCACUCAACGGGGAGCACAAGCCUCCGCUGUCCGCUUCGUCACACAAAGGAGCUCUGGCUACACACAAUCAUAGCUCUGGCAGGAGUCCAGUGUCUCCAGGAUUUCCUCAGCCUCAGCCACCUCGAUUCACACCUGAAGGAGGACCUGGCAAACUACGGCCUGUGCGAGCAGCCCCUCCUCCACCCAAACAGCACCCCCGCCGACAGGCAGAGAAGAGCGACAAGACGGAGGAAGUGGAGAUCACACUUGUGUGACAGGGACGAGUCGGCAGGCAAUUAAAAAAAGAAAAAACUAACGCCAGAUAGCAGAGACACGUCCAACAGGCUGGUUGAACUGAACUGAACUGAACUGCUCUGAAGUGAAGCCAAUUUAAAUCAAAUGAAGUUAACUGAGCUGAAACACGCUGACCUCCCUGAACUCACUGCCUCACGUUGAGGAGGAGAAUGGGGGAAGGGGAAAGAAGAUCUGUCACUUAAAUAACCUUUGUAUUACCUUCCUAAAGAUACGCAGCAGUAGUCACCCUACGCCCGUUUCCACCUUUCCUUGUCGUUCUGUAGUCUUGACUUAAAUCCUCACCUCCUUCGGCAGUUGUUGCUGGAGGCAAACCAGAGCACAGUAAAGAAGAAGAGGAGAGGGGGAGAAAAAAAAGAGUUUGGAGGAUGAGGAGUAUGAGGAGAGAACCAAGGUGAUGAUGGGCUUGGCAAGCUUUGUUUUAUUUGAAGGUCACACUUCAUUUGUUUUACCUUGGAAUUGGGGAGUCAGAACUUGGAAUAAUGUUAUUGGAUCAACUUCUGCACUUUCAAUUUCAGUUAUUAGGUACAUGACAACUCCGUGAAAACUGCCGUUCCUCAUGCUUUGUCUUCAAACACAUUUUAUUCAUAUUGUUCAUUUUACAUAUAGCAUUAGCUUUGCAUGGUAUUCUGUCAAA